CGGCUGUCCAUCCCUGGUUCUACCCCCCAAGUUAUUUGUGUGUUACUAUUUUUAUGCAAAAGAACGAGGAAAUUUAGUAGGUAAAAACCACACGUUGUUGUCUCAGAAUCAGAUAAAAGACUUCUUGCCAACUCUGGAUUGAUCCAGGGUAUUCCUGUCGCCAAUAAAUUACCCCCGGAGUGACAGAAAAUCCGCAUUUUCAGACAAGACGCCUGCAGAAAAACUACUCAAACAAGGAAAAGCGCGAUUUUCCUGAGGCAUGAUUACUAGAGUCGAACGGUAAAAAUAAUGGAUAACAUAGUCUACGACUUUGCCAAUAUUACGUUUCAGCCGAAGGAAGUGGGAUUCACCGGGGAUCGGUCGUCCACUAGCUCCAACCUUUCGUGGCGACUGAAGGAGAUGGCCAUGUCAGACAUGGAGGAGAUGCGGGAUGCAUCCGAAUCAGUACCACCGCCCCCCGAGUCCGACGAUAAUGUCAGCAGUGAGUCCAACGAAUCGGACGACGUGGACUCCCAGUUGAGUCGCUGCGAGGACAACGACGAUGACAGCGAUUGCAUCAGUGGAUCCUCCAGCCAUAGCUCCAAUUUCGGGGCUCGGGCGGGCGUGGCCCGUCGCAGGAUGCCCGCGCGGGUGUCCAAGGACAACUUCAACAGGGUCUGCAGCGCCAUCAUGAAGCCCAUCAAGAAGAAGCAACGCAAGGAGCUGAGUGCCAAUGCCCAGACCCUGAAGAGCAUCGAAAAGCUCUACACCAGCAAGCGGAUGAAGAAGUUCACGCCCACCAAUCUGGAGACCAUCUUCGAGGAGCCCAGCGAUGAGAACGCCGCCGAUGCGGAGGACGACAGCGAGGAGUGCUCCAUCAGCAGCCAAGUGAGGAUCGUGAAGUUCGGCGGCAGGAAGCUGCGACGGGCCAUAUCCUUCAGCGAUGGCCUGAACAAGAACAAGAUUCUGUCGAAGAAACGCCGCCAGAAGGUGAAGAAGACCUUUGGCAAGCGCUUUGCCCUCAAGAAAAUCUCCAUGACCGAGUUCCACGAUCGUCUGAACAAGAGCUUCGACAGUGCCAUGCUGGAGGGCGAUGAGGGCGAGCCGCCGGGAUCGGGAGAAGCGCACGCCGAGAUGCCGAAGACAUCCAUGACAAUGGAGGAUAUACAGCUGCCGGCGAUGAGCGGCCAGCAGCACUUCCUCAUGCAACCGGCUGGAUUUGAGUAGAGGAGAGACUGAAUGACCCACUCAAUGCACACCCACAUUAAUUCAUUGCAUUACAAUUACUAGCUGUUAGUGCCCAAAAACAAAUGUACUGAUACCAAUUACGAAGCUAGGAUUUACGUUCGUUUGGUUUACUUCAUGCCGUAGUCUUUAGCCUUUCAUCAAAGUUAUAAGUGUGUGUAAAUAGCAAUUAGAGAAAAAUAAACUAGAGCUAUACCUAAAACUUAACUUAUCGAGCCAUAGAAUACGAUUCUGGGCCUAGCCAUUAAGCUUAUAAUAAAGGUUGAAAAAUACAUAUCUA
Messenger RNA from Drosophila gunungcola (fruit fly), 1504 nucleotides. Its product is annotated as protein tantalus. Lineage: Eukaryota; Metazoa; Arthropoda; Insecta; Diptera; Drosophilidae. Bases 289 to 1206 code for a protein of 305 amino acids. The record is from RefSeq and is a predicted model, not a curated record. The transcript is spliced from 3 exons.